Prunus armeniaca (apricot) is the source of this 789-nucleotide messenger RNA. NCBI's taxonomy places the organism in Eukaryota, Viridiplantae, Streptophyta, Magnoliopsida, Rosales, Rosaceae. The record is from the annotation of a GenBank genome assembly.
AUGAGUUGUGUUGUGUUGUGUUGUGUUGCUUUCAGCUCAAAGCAGGGUGCAGCUACUAGGGUAUCCGAGGAUUUCAUGCCAAUGGAGCCAACAUUUCAGACCCUACAUGUUGCUGCUAGUGACCAUUACACAGCUGAGUUCCAUGCUGCAGCAAGGGCAUUGGGGGGAUGUCCAGUAUAUGUAAGUGACAAGCCAGGCAGCCAUAAUUUCAAUGUUCUUAAAAAGCUUGUACUGCCUGAUGGCUCUAUUCUAAGGGCUAGAUAUGCUGGCCGUCCUGCUCGGGACUGUUUAUUCAGUGAUCCAGUCCUAGAUGGGAAGAGUCCUAGAUGGGAAGAGUCUAUUGAAGAUUGGAAUUUAAACAAGUUCUCAGGAGUCAUUGGUGUGUUCAAUUGCCACAGAGCAGGCAAGUGGCCACCAACCGCCGGUGCUCCAUAUGAGCCUCUCUCAGAAUCGACACCACUGCCUCUUUCCGGCCUUGUCAGCCCCUUAGAUGUCGAUUUGCUUGAAGAGGUUACAAAUGAAAGUUGGAGAGGAGAGCGUGCAGUAUAUGCAUUCUAUUCAGGUUCACUUUCUGUGAUGCCAAAGAAAGAAAAUUUUGAAGUCCCCUUGGGUGUUUUAGAAUGUGAAGUUUUCACCAUAUCUCCUAUUAGGGUGUUUGGUCCCUAUAUUAAAUUAGCCCCAAUUGGGUUGCUUGAUAUGUACAACUCAGGAGGAGCCAUUGAAUCUCUACAUUGCAAAAAUGAACUUUCCGAAUGUGUCAUGAAGGUCCGAAUCCGAGGAUGUGGUUGA